AUGGGGAACAAAACAUCCGUGAUCGCGCACAGGAAGUUUGCGUGCGGCGAGGCGCUGUUCGAACGGUAUUACAAGGCGCAGGGGCUCGGGAAUGACUUUGAGGAUUUCAUGAAAGCACUGAAGACGCCGUUACCGGUGACGUUUCGCACGCAUGGCGCGAGAGACGAAGCGUUAGAGGUGAGACAUGCGUUAUUGAACACCGAGGAGGCGAUGGAGGCGUUCGAGGGCGCGUACGUAAUCGCGAAUCCGUCGGGAGAGACGCGACGUGGGCGACCAGUCGUUCCGGAACGGGCGAGAGAAGUGAUGGAGACGGCGACGAAAGAAGGGUUAGGGGCGAGGCAGGAGAUCGUGAGCAUGUUACCGGUGAUGGCACUCGAUCCGCCGUCGGGCGCCAGGGUGCUCGACGUGUGUGCGUCGCCAGGUCAGAAGACGAUGCAGUUGCUCGAGCGCGUUCGUUAUGGAGCAAGCGGCACGCGCGGGGUCGUACACGCGAACGACGCGCAUCCAGGACGGGUAAAGACGCUGCUCCAGGCUAUCGAUAGGCAUUGCCGGAUCGCGCGUGAGCGCGAGGGAUUAUUCGCGUCGCGCGCUUUCGGGCAGGAUUUACACUUUCCGUUAUUCGCCGAAAGCGGCGAUUUGAAGCGUGAGCGGCGGCGCAUAACAGCGCUGAGCGACGGAUGCGAGCGAAUGGACGCGCUUCUAGAGCUCGGUGGGUACACGCACGUGUUAGCGGACGUACCAUGCAGCGGUGACGGCACGAUACGGAAGGAUGCUGAUUGUUUGGUUCGAUGGCAUCCGGGCAUCGGCAACAUGUUGCAUCAGACACAACUCGCCAUCGCACGCAGAUGUGCACGUCUACUCAAGCCGGGAGGUGUUAUGGUAUACUCCACGUGUACAUUUAAUCCGGUAGAAGAUGAGGCUGUUGUCGCGUCGUUGUUGCUUGACGAUGAGCUUUCGCUCGAGCUGCAAGAAUUGGACGGCUUGCCUGUCGAGGGCAGACCCGGUUUGUACGCGUGGCGCGUGGGCGAGCACGUCAACGCCUCCGGCGAUGAUGACGGCGACGUCUCCAUCAAGUGGUUCGAAACGUUUGACGAGGCAAACGUAAACGGUAGUGGAGAUUUUAUGACGACGAUGUGGCCGCCGGGACCGAAGUUCGCGCGCGAACUGAGACUUGAAAGGUGUGAGCGCUUUUUUCCACAAGACGGAGCGAAGAACACCGGUGGAUUUUUUGUGGCCAAGAUCAGGAAGAAAGACGACAAAGUAACGCGAGAUGCAUUUUGCGCGAUUGUUGAGAGUGAGUUAGCAACGAGAUGCGAUGGUCAAGGCGCGACUACGUCGAAAAAGGUGAAGAAGUCCUCUGUGGAGGAUGUGGACGCCGCGAUCGAUCGGCUGGUUCCCGCGCACCGCGUGUCCAAGGAACUUGUGGGAGCUCUUCGCGAGAAGUUUUGUGGAGAUAAAGUGUUCUUAUCCAUCGACCCGGUACGUCGAAAAGUUUACAUCGGUAGCGCCACCUCGAGCGCUUUCUUGGACAAAUCGUGCGGCGAGAGUGUUCGCUUGGCGAGCGCGGGCGUGUUGCUUUUCGAGCCGUCUGAGGAUGAUAAGGCGAUAGAAUACGAUGUAGAUUGGAACGCGCGAGCGAUUGAUGAUUUGUGCGUCACAACCGAUGGUGUCAAUGCGCUGUGCGCGUCGGUCGGGUCGAAACUACCGUCGAAUUGGUGGACCUGUCUUCCCACGGAGAUCGAUGCGCUGCUCGCGAUGCGAGGCGAAGCGAUUGACUUGGAAGACCUCUCGGAGCAAACGCAGCGGCAGACCUCGAAAUACGACGCUCGAUGUACGGUGAUUUUGUGUUUGAAGAAAAAGUCAGGCGAAGUCGUGUUCGCGAUGCCAGGCACGUUCGAUGGAAACUCUCUCAAAUUGGCAGAAAACGCCGUGAAGGACGUAAGCACGCUUGCAACCGAACUUCGACGCGUCGCGAAAAUUAGGAAAUGA
This is a messenger RNA of Ostreococcus tauri, 1989 nucleotides long. Its product is annotated as RNA (C5-cytosine) methyltransferase. The coding region runs from base 1 to 1989 and encodes 662 amino acids. NCBI's taxonomy places the organism in Eukaryota, Viridiplantae, Chlorophyta, Mamiellophyceae, Mamiellales, Bathycoccaceae. The record is from RefSeq and is a predicted model, not a curated record. The transcript has a single exon. Gene Ontology annotation, biological process: RNA methylation. Gene Ontology annotation, molecular function: methyltransferase activity.